This is a messenger RNA of Oikopleura dioica, 333 nucleotides long. The record is from the annotation of a GenBank genome assembly. Lineage: Eukaryota; Metazoa; Chordata; Appendicularia; Copelata; Oikopleuridae.
AUGUACGUAGUUGUCAUGGUUGGCCUUCCGGGCUCAGGGAAAUCAACUUUUGCUAAGCAGCUCUCUCAGGCAUCAAACUUCAAGCUCUUUGAGCUCGAUCAAGUUUUCGAAAAUGAUCCCUACAAUGAGAAGAUCAAUCGCCAAUACGUGUUUGAUCAGAUAGAAUCGCAAUUCGAGCAAUUUUCAAAAAAUAACAAAGAAUUCGGAUGCAUUGUUGACGAUCUCGGUCACCUACGCUCGAUCCGGCGUUUUUGGUUCAAUCUGGUCUGUGAGCAUCAGGAUCGUCGAAUAAUGCAGGGUCAAUACAAUAUUUAUGAGCAUGAUAGUGAUUAA